AUGGUCACAGAACAUGGAGAGUUUCGAUAUCCCCCUCGACAGGCCGAGCAUGUCAUCCCCGGUCGUCGCAGAGUCCCUCAUCCUUUACGACUCGAUCCUCUGAGAAUCCAUCCCCCCGACAUUCGACCUUCUACUGCCGGUGGCAUUCCCCGGUCACAGUCGCCUCUUCUCCCUCCGGUUCCCCAUCCUCCUCGAAAAGAAUCUGCAUAUACCCGCCCGGACGAUCCGUUCCUGCGCCCGCUCUCACCGCAGAUCGGCCUCGGUGAUGACUUUGUUCUGCGACGACCACCAUAUCGCAGUCCGACCUUCCCCCGAUCGCCCUCCCCGAAUCUCCCGCCGUACGAAGAUGAUUUCCGCCGUCCGAAUUACCGAAGAGGCCCUCCCCCGGGACGGCCCGGGUUGCGAAUCUCCAUGUCCACCUCCCAGAUGAACAGCAGACGCCCGAGGGCGCAUCAUCCCCACGAUCGCCGUCCAAAUCCAAAUGAUUCUCCGUCCCGAGGACUGGCCUUGCCCCGCUUCAAUGGGAAUGGGUCUCCUGAUGCCUAUGGGGACGAUGCGUUUCGGUCGAGCAUCAAUUCCGCCAUAACGUCGCGGUCGAGCAUAGAGCACGCGAGCGGAACGGAGCGGAGCAGUGUCCUGACGAAAAGUAGCUCCAUUACCGAUCUGUCGCCGGAUACACCCGAUGGCCCGGACGACAAGGAUGGCGGGAUGAGCGUCGAGGAUGCCAUCGCCAUGUACCUAGACGGUUUCAGCGAUGUGACGGAGGAGCCAGCCUCUCCAGGCCUCGGGGACGAGAGCAAAUUGAGACCGAUCAGUCCCCGUCCGCCGACAGAUCUGACCUUCGACCACGGACAUAGCUCUGAUGAGCAAUCGCCUGAUCUGAUCCCAUCUGAUCACCUCCCACCAGUGCCGCAACAUCUCCCGGAUCUGAAUCCCGUCGACGGGAAGCUCCAGGAUGAGCCGGUUUUAGGGGAAACGAGCGACGAGGCGCAGCCUCCGGAAGAGUGUCUUGCUCCGAAGUCGCCGGGUCGAUGUUCGGCUAUUGAACAUGUCGAGAAGAAGGUUCUCCUCCCUGGUGUGGUACCGCCUCCGUUGAUGCCGGGAAACGACCUUCGGGACCGCUACGGAUUCCGCAAAGUCACCCACUAUGUGACUCUGGCACAGUACGAAGCGUGGAAUGGACCUUAUGCGGAGUUGGUGGCGAAUCGGCGAAACAAGUGGAUGGAGUUGCUGAAGGAGAACGGCCUUCCCACCAAGGAUCCGACCGUGUUUCCGCCAAGGACGAACAAGGUGAAACGCUUUGUGCGCAAAGGCAUCCCAUCUGAGUUCCGCGGGGCCGCCUGGUUCUGGUACGCGGGGGGAUACGACCUCCUCAAGCAGAAUCCGGGGCUGUACGACCGACUUGUCAAGCAAGCGAUGGAGUCCCCCAACAAUGAUGACAAGGAGCAUAUCGAGCGCGAUCUGCAUCGGACUUUUCCGGACAACCUGCACUUCAAGCCCGAGUCCGUCGAGCAGACCAUCUUGGAGGCUCGCUCCGGUAGCAGCAAUCCCAAGUACACCUCCGUCACGGUGGAGACGCAGAUGAUCCAGUCCCUGCGGCGGGUUCUGUACGCCUUUGCCCUGCACAACCCGAAAGUGGGCUACACGCAAUCCCUCAACUUCAUCACCGGCAUGCUCCUCCUCUUUCUCCCCGAGGAGAAAGCGUUUUGGAUGCUGCACAUUGUGACUUCGGUCUAUCUCCCGGGUACGCACGAGAUCAGCCUGGAAGGCGCCAACAUCGAUCUGUGGAUUCUCAUGGUCCUGCUGAAGGAGUCGCUACCGCACAUCUACAACAAAAUUUCGGGGACGGGGGGCCGGUCUAAGAGCCCCGCGUUGACGGUGGACUCUCGGCUUCCGGACAUCACUUUGGGCCUCACCAACUGGCUCAUGUCGGUCUUCAUCGGCAGCCUCCCGCUGGAGACCACGCUGCGGGUGUGGGAUGUGUUUUUCUACGAAGGAUCGAAGACGUUCUUCCGCGUGUCGCUGGCCAUCUUCAAGGCUAGCGAAAAGGAUAUUCUAGCCGUGUCCGACCCCAUGGAAGUGUUCCAAGUGGUGCAGACGGUCCCGAAAAAGCUGUUAGAUGCCAAUGCGCUGUUGGAUGAUUCCUUCGUCCGACGACACCGCGUCGGACAAGGGCGGAUCGAGGAGUUACGAGCGUCGCGGCGGGCAGCGGUGCGGCAGGAGAAGCUGCGACGGUCCCUGGCCAUCAGCAAGGGUCAACUCCAAGCUGCCACGGAUGAGUGGCCGACCACACGGUCCCGCGCUCCGAUUCCUGGACUGGAGCGCAGUCUGGCGGAUUCCUGGCGGCACAUGAAGCAGCACGCUUUUCGAUGA
This is a messenger RNA of Aspergillus clavatus NRRL 1, 2373 nucleotides long. RefSeq names its product putative GTPase activating protein (Gyp3). Lineage: Eukaryota; Fungi; Ascomycota; Eurotiomycetes; Eurotiales; Aspergillaceae. Bases 1 to 2373 code for a protein of 790 amino acids. The record is from RefSeq and is a predicted model, not a curated record. The transcript has a single exon.